This is a messenger RNA of Parnassius apollo (apollo), 531 nucleotides long. The record is from the annotation of a GenBank genome assembly. Lineage: Eukaryota; Metazoa; Arthropoda; Insecta; Lepidoptera; Papilionidae.
AUGCUGGUUACCUAUUUGGAAGCCAGCCGGGACCUUUGCGAGACGGACUCAAUUCUUUUUGGCGCCGCACUGGCAAUCUGCCGUAUUAUAGGCGCCAAACUUUCCACGGCUGGACGCGCUACUGGACAAAGUAGUGCUAUCCCAGCCUGGAGAAUAAGAAUUGAAGAACGUAUCGCAAAGGCUAGGGUCCUCAUCGGCAGACUGAUAUGCUUCAGGUCAGUCAAUACCAGGCCAAGGAUUGUGCGCACCGUCAGGAUGGCGUUUGCUGGGACAAAUGUUAGUUUGUCCCAGCCGGAUAUAAUGCAAAAACUGACGGAGCGCAUAGACGACCUGAAGCAAAGAAUCGCUGCUUGGGGAAAGCGGAUUCGGCGAUAUACCGAGAGGUCGACACGGUUCAACCAGAAUCGUCUCUUCCAGAGUGAUCAGAAGAGGCUCUAUAAAUCAUUGGAGCGACCAAUAGUAAGUGGAAUGGGUCCAGCACCAAAUCCGACACGGUCGCAUUCUGGCGCAACCUGUGGUCAGAGCCCGUAA